AUGCCUGGAGAAGGCGCUGCAGCACCCCUGUUGCUUCCGCAGCAGUUUGUGGAGCCAUUGCCGAAUGCGCCGGUUGAGAUACGUGCAUUGCAUUAUGGCCUUCUUUCACGCAGCGACAUUCACCGCCUCUCCGUCCUUCCAUGCCGACGUGUCAUUGGGGCUGUGAAGGAGUAUGGCGUGAAUGACCCCCGCCUCGGCGUGUGUGAUCGUGUCUCCUUCUGCGCGACAUGUGGUCUGCGAAGCAUUGACUGCGUCGGUCACCCCGGCCACAUCGAUCUCGAGACCCCUGUCUUUCACCUCGGUUUCUUUACCACAAUUUUACGUAUCUGUCGUACGAUAUGCAAACGCUGUUCUCAUCUGCUUUUGGAUGACGCGGAGAUUGAGUACUACAAGCGGCGGCUUUCAUCCACAAAACUUGAACCGCUGCAGCGGGCAGCGCUCGUUAAAACAAUACAGAGAGAAGCCUACAAGACACGUGUCUGCCUCAAGUGUGGAGGCUUAAAUGGGGAUGUGCGACGAGUACGUCCUUUACGCCUUGUACACGAAAAGUAUCGUGUUGAACCACGCCGAGGGGAAGAGUCUGUUGAAGGCGUCGAAACUUUUUUUGACUAUGAGUUGCGCGCGGCAUGUGCAUACAACAAGGUGGUGGAGGAAAGCAAAGAGAAUGUCCAUGAAUUUCUCGAUCCGGCUCGGGUGCGUCAAAUGUUUCUAGCCGUGCCACCGGACGAGGUCUUACUCCUUGGCUUGCUACCCGGUACAAGUCCUGUGGAUCUGCUUGUGACAACGCUGCUCGUUCCUCCUGUCUCGGUGCGACCACGUGGCAGUUCUGGAACUGCAAAUAUCCGUGACGACGACCUCACAGGGCAGUACAACGACAUUCUUAUUAGUUCUGAUACGCUUCAGGAUGGCUCUAUCGAUGCCAGCAAAUACACAGAAACGUGGGAAAUGCUUCAAAUGCGUGCAGCUCGACUUAUUGAUUCCGCUCUACCGGGGUUCCCACCGCACAUGCGUACCGCGGACGUCAAGUCUUACGCACAACGCCUUAAAGGAAAACACGGAAGGUUUCGAGGAAAUCUCAGUGGGAAACGUGUGGACUUCUCUGGCCGUUCUGUCAUUUCACCCGAUCCUAACCUUGAUGUUGAUGAAUUGGCCGUGCCACUUCGAGUGGCACGGGUAUUGACGUAUCCGCAACGUGUUUUUAAAUCAAAUUUGGAACUCAUGCGUCGGCUUGUACGCAAUGGCCCGAAUGUGCAUCCAGGCGCCGUCGCAGUGUACCUUGCACAGGAAGGAUCAAAGAAAUCGCUUAACCAUGAACGUGACCGUGAGUCGCUUUCUGCAAGAUUGUCUAUUGGAGACGUUGUGGAGCGGCAUGUGAUGAAUGGCGACGUUGUGUUGUUUAAUCGGCAGCCUUCACUUCAUCGUAUCUCCAUGAUGGCCCACCGGGCGCGUGUGCUCCCAUUUCGUACAUUUCGAUUUAAUGAAUGCUGUUGCGCCCCAUAUAACGCAGAUUUUGAUGGAGAUGAGAUGAAUGUACACCUCGUGCAGACGGAGGAAGCACGUGCAGAGGCAUUUGAACUGAUGUUGACAGCGAAGAACAUUAUUAAUGCAAAAAAUGGUGAGCCUAUUAUUGCUUGCACACAAGAUUUUCUUGUUGCUGCCUAUCUUGUGACGUCCCGGGAUGUCUUCUUUGAUCGUUCGCAAAUGUCUUGGAUGGUGUCACAUUGGCUUGGACCAGUGACUCAAUUUCGGCUACCGAUACCGACGAUUUUGAAACCGACAGAGCUUUGGACUGGGAAGCAAGUCUUUGAACUCAUCCUGCGUCCCUCACCAGAGGUGAAUGUGCUGCUCAACCUCGAGGCCGCAACAAAGUUCUACACUAAAAAAGGCAGACACGACUGUGCAGCGGAGGGUUAUGUGGCGUUUCUUGACUCCCGCUUUAUCUCUGGUCGUCUUGACAAGAAACUUCUUGGAGGUGGUGCAAAAGACGGGCUUUUUGCGCGCCUGCAUACACUUUCGGGUGGUGGCUACACGGCCCGUAUUAUGUCUCGUAUCGCUCAAUUCACCUCACGCUACCUGACAAAUUAUGGGUUUAGUCUCGGUCUCGGUGAUGUCGCGCCAACACCACUUCUGAACGAGCAGAAGGCAGCCGUGCUUGCUCGCUCUUUUGCAACCUGCGAUAGCUUAAUUGAGUCCGCCAAAACCGGACGUAUGGAACCGCUUCCUGGUCUUACCGUACGGCAGUCGCUUGAGGCCCGCCUCAAUGCGGAACUCUCCAAGGUGCGUGAUGAAUGCGGUACGGCAGCUGUUGAGACACUUUCUGUCGACACAAACACCCCGCUCAUGAUGGUGCAAUCCGGCAGUAAAGGUAGUGCGCUGAACAUUGCGCAGAUGAUGGCAUGCGUGGGGCAGCAAACGGUGAGUGGGAAGCGUAUUUUGAAUGCUUUUCAAGAUCGUUCACUGCCGCAUUUUUACCGCUUUGAGGAGGCCCCAAGCGCACGCGGUUUUGUGGCAAAUUCCUUCUACUCUGGAUUGACACCCACCGAGUUUUUCUUCCAUACCAUGGCUGGCCGUGAGGGUCUUGUUGACACGGCGGUAAAAACGGCGGAGACCGGCUACAUUUACCGCCGUCUUAUGAAGGCGAUGGAGAACUUGAGUGUGCGGUAUGAUGGCACAGCCCGAAACACGAGAGGCGACGUGGUGCAAUUUAGGUUUGGCGAGGAUGGCCUUGACCCGCAGCUCAUGGAAGGCGUUGGUGGCACGCCUCUCAACCUGGAUCAGGAGUGGCUCAGCGCGCGGGCCGCAUACGCACGUUGGAUUGUGGAGCGGUGCAACACCCUCAACGACGCGAGCCGUAAUGAUAAUCAUACGGAUGGAAGUAGCAGGCGUGAUAGGAGGCGAAAUGAACGUGACGUGAAGAAAACCUUUGAUCCUGAUGAUGAUGAUGAAUUUAUUUCGCUUCUUCCCACUGAGGUGCCGGCAUUCGUCAUGGCCUGCUUGUCCGGUGACUCGGGUGCACUGGAGGUGUGUGAACGGUUGGAACGACUGGAUGAAGAGAAGAACGUCAACGUGCGAGAAAUGGACGGAAAGAGUAGCGACGAAGGCAUGCGGCAACAAGAGCGGACACGCCGUGCAGGGCUAAUUUCCCGCUUGGCAAGUGUGAGUAGCUCAAAGUUUAAGGAAGAUGUAGCAAACUUUUUUCAGAAGAAGGUGAAGGAGCAGAAACGGAUACGCGCUCUGCUGGAAAUUUCCUCUACCUCUCGAGAAGGAAAAAGCAGGAAGACGUUAUGCAAUAGUUUACAGACGGCGCAUGUGGAGGGGAAUCAUGCUGAGCUCCGAAUUCUUGAAAAGCUCCAAACGGAACUACUUCCACUCACAUAUGGCAUGAUAACCCGUUUCUUGGCACAAUGCGCAAGUAAGUACAUACUUAAGGCCUGCGAGCCUGGGACUCCUUGUGGUGCCAUUGCAGCACAGUCUGUCGGUGAACCAAGUACGCAAAUGACCUUGCGUACAUUCCAUUUUGCAGGUGUUGCCAGCAUGAGCAUAACACAAGGUGUGCCACGUCUUGUUGAAAUUAUUAAUGCGAACCGAAACAUUGCAACUCCUGUUGUCACGGCGCCUGUGCGGCGACAUCGACGGGGGAAGUCACUGUCGAUCAAGCAGGAGGUGGUGGGGGAGAGCUGUGAAGAGGAUUCACAGGAGGAGUUUGAAAAACGGGUCCGACGUGUAAAGUCACAGGUGGAACGAGUGCUGUUAAAGGAAGUAGCAUCGGAAAUUGUGGAGGUUUGUACAUCGACCGAAUUUUACCUUCGCGUGCACCUCAACAUGUCGCUUAUCGCCAAGCUUUGGUUGCCGAUUAAUGCCAUUACUGUACGCCAACGUAUUCUUGCGGCAGCAGCGCGACCAAUGUCACCAUUGCGUCUAUUGCGUGAGGAAUGCGUGGAAGUCGUAAGCCUCGAUACGUUGGCAGUGCGUCCGUACUUUUUGGAGGCACACCGUGUUCACUUUAAUCUGCGUCACGUGCUUGCACUGCUUCCAGAUGUUGUUGUGGGUGGCAUUGCCGGUAUUAACCGCGCGAUGAUUUCAUCCAACGGUGCGGAGGUGCUUGCGGAGGGCGCAGAACUUCGAGCCGUGAUGAAUCUCCCAGAAGUGGAGUCGACGCGUGUCGUCUGUAACCAUGUCGCUGUCGUGGAACGCGUUCUUGGUAUUGAGGCGGCACGUCAGGUAAUUGUGAAUGAGAUUCAGGGAAUUCUUAAAGCGUACAGCCUCAGUAUUGAUAUAAGGCAUAUUUAUCUUCUCGCCGACCUUAUGACACAACGUGGCGUUGUGCUCGGCAUCACACGCUAUGGCAUUCAGAAGAUGAACUUUAAUGUGCUAACAAUGGCCUCGUUUGAGCGCACCACAGACCAUCUCUACAACGCUGCGGCGACACAGCGAGUUGAUGAAAAUCUCAGCGUGUCGGAGAGCAUCAUCAUCGGCAAGCCAGUGCCUCUCGGAACGACCUCCUUCAGUCUUCUACUUGACUGCUGCGAGGCUGGUGCUAGAUCUUUGCAAUUUGCCGGGAGUCGCACAAGGCGUGGGACUGGCAGGAGCUUUCAUCACGUACGUCGUCCACGCACGCUUUUACUUGCAGCGGAAGACACGUUUCAUCUGGACCUUUUUUAA
Messenger RNA from Trypanosoma cruzi, 4662 nucleotides. RefSeq names its product DNA-directed RNA polymerase III largest subunit, putative. Gene Ontology annotation, molecular function: DNA-directed RNA polymerase activity; DNA binding. The transcript has a single exon. The coding region runs from base 1 to 4662 and encodes 1553 amino acids. NCBI's taxonomy places the organism in Eukaryota, Euglenozoa, Kinetoplastea, Trypanosomatida, Trypanosomatidae. Gene Ontology annotation, biological process: DNA-templated transcription. The record is from RefSeq and is a predicted model, not a curated record.